This is a messenger RNA of Rhea pennata, 1036 nucleotides long. It is a transcript of the gene RAB17, whose product is annotated as RAB17, member RAS oncogene family. Gene Ontology annotation, cellular component: endosome; Golgi apparatus. The record is from RefSeq and is a predicted model, not a curated record. NCBI's taxonomy places the organism in Eukaryota, Metazoa, Chordata, Aves, Rheiformes, Rheidae. The coding region runs from base 1 to 672 and encodes 223 amino acids. The transcript has 5 exons. Gene Ontology annotation, molecular function: GTP binding; GTPase activity.
AUGGAGCUGGUUUCCUUGCAGGGCAUGGCGCAGAGAGCAGUGCCAAAAGCUGUGCCUGGCACCUUCCCGGACAGGAUUCUCCCCACCUACAUCUAUAAGGUGGUCCUCCUGGGGAGCACAUCAGUGGGGAAGUCAAGCCUCGCUUAUCGUUACGUGAAAAAUGACUUCAAGAAAUCACCAUCCACCAUGGGAUGUUCGUUCCUCACGCAAACGCUCUGCCUGGAAACUGCCACUGUCAGGUUGGAGAUCUGGGACACAGCAGGCCAGGAAAAGUACCACAGCGUCUGCCACCUCUACUACCGGGGUGCCCAGGCCGCCCUCCUUGUGUACGACAUCACUAGAAAGGAAACACUGGCCAGGGCCAAGCUGUGGCUGCAGGAGCUGGAGAAGGAGUUCCUCCACGACGAAAUUGUGAUAGCCCUAGUGGGCAACAAGACUGAUCUCGCGGCCGAGCGAGAAGUCACGACGGAGGAAGGAGAAGAGUUUGCGAAGAGCAAGAGCCUGCUGUACAUGGAGACAUCUGCAAAAUCUAAUUACCAAGUGAAUGAGGUCUUCAUAGCAGUAGCUCAAGAGCUUGUGGCUCGGGAAGGUGAGAAGGCAGCAGCACAGCACCCAGCACCCACAGACCUGCAGGAGCCUGGUGGCUCAGGGCCCCAGUGCUGCAAGCUUUGAGCAGGGCUGGACCAGCAAGUACCACUUCAGAGAGGACGGGCAGCUCACAGCCCUCAUGCUUCACCACCAUCAGCGGGUUAGCAAGCUCGCUGAUAUAAGCCACCAUGAAGCACAAGCUGACUCAAAUGCACAAGGCAAGCUCAGGCCACUAGUGCUUCCACUCACCCUUGAGGAGCAGGUUUGGAGCCCAGCUCAGGCAUACAGGCCCCUUUCAACAGAUAAACCAGCAGUUUCCUGCAAGAGGCAGAGCAACAACUUCCACCACCUUUCCAGCACCAGAGACUAACAGAAAGAGGCUUUUUUCCUCCUGACAUGGUGGAAAGUGCCCCAGGCACAAGCCUGAGCCCCAACUACAGCCUCAGCC